AUGGAUGCAUCUAAAACGAAAGAUGAGAACUAUACACCUAUUUGGAAUCAUUCGUUAAUCAAUCGUAAUUUACCUGCCAAAGUAAAUGAAGAAACUAUAUCAAUUUCACCAUCUCAGAAUGAAACAUUUAAUCAACAUUACCGACAUUCUAUUAGCUGGGACUUUAAUCGAUGGGGAACAGUGAAACGACUGACUCUUGCACCAGACUCUCCGCCAUGCGAAGCAAUUCCAGUCUUUUCUAUACAACCCGUACCGCUUCCAACAAAAAAAAAUAGAUUUUUAUCCUUUCUUUUUUGUCGAAAUGCUAAGCAAAGUAAUGAACAUAAACUUUUGGGAGAGUGGCAAAGUACAUCAAUAGCAGGUAAUGAUAUUACAUCAUCAUGUUUAUAUACAGCGGGAAUAUGUGCACAAAAAGCUGGCAAAUACUCACCAAUUUCACUUGCAAUCGUUGCUUUCGUUCUUUAUCUUUUUCGAAAUAUUUAUGCUGAAGUCGGCACGGCAUUACCACUAAAUGGUGGUGCCUAUAAUGUUUUAUUAAAUUGCACAACAAAAUUAAUUGCGUCGGUUGCCGCCUGUCUCACUUUAGUGUCAUAUAUCGCCACUGCAGUUGUAUCGGGUAGUAGUGCCAUUGCCUACGGGCAGCAUUUAUGGGCAGGAAUGAAUCCGGAUUGGGCUGUUAUUGUGCUACUUGGCUUUUUUGCAUUUUUAACGUUGAUGGGAUUAAAGGAAUCAGCAAAUGUUGCUCUCUUCAUUUUCAUUGUUCAUAUCGGAACGAUGAUAUUAUUAGUUAUUAUGUGUAUCAUUAAAAUUAUUGAAACUGGCAAUGUUGAUCGAUUAAAAGAAAACUGGAAGCAACAUCAGAGUGGAAAUGUGGCAUCCAAUAUCUAUUUUGGCUUCUCUUUAGCACUCCUGGGUGUUUCUGGAUUUGAAACAUCUGCCAAUUACAUUGAAGAACAGCAAGCUGGUGUUUUUCCAAAAACUCUAAGAAAUAUGUGGUUAUUUGUAUCAUUUUUUAAUCCUGUUAUUUCAUUGUUAUCGUUAUUUAUCAUGAAACUUGUGGAAAUUGAAGCACAUAGAGAUGAUUUAUUAGCAGCUUUGGCAACAGCGAGUUCUGGAGAUUGGUUAAAUAAAUUUGUCGCAGCUGAUGCAUUACUUGUGCUCUCGGGAGCGGUGCUAACAUCGUAUGUAGGAAUCGUUGGUCUUAUAAGACGUAUGAGUUUAGAUCGGUGUUUGCCAAUGUUUCUCACACAAGAAAAUCGAUGGCGAAAAACAAAUCAUUAUAUUAUACUAGGAUUUUUUGGUGUCACAUCGUUAUUACAUUUUAUCGUUAAAGGAAACAUUGAUUCAUUAGCAGGUGUCUAUACAAUCGCUUUUCUUAGCGUUAUGUGUUUAUUUGCAAUCGGCAAUAUGAUAAUGAAAUAUAAACGAGGAGCACUUCGUCGAUCGGUGGUGGCGAGUUGGCCUCGUGUUGUUUUUGGACUUUGCGCUGUUUUCGCUGGUCUAGUUGGAGAAAUUUUACUUCAUCUUGAACAUGUAAAAUAUUUUUUACUUUAUUUCGUUGCUACUUUCCUAAUCGUAAUGAUUAUGUUUGCACGUAAUCGUGUAUUAAAAUUAAUUAUUUAUUUCACAUCGCGAAUAGGUUUAUUAACUCGUUUCAACGCAAUAUUAUAUCGACAAUAUAAAAAUAUAGAAAAUCAACCUAUGAUAUUUUUUACUAAAGUGGAUGAUCCAUCUAUUUUGAACAAAGGAAUUUUGUAUGUUCGAUCAAAUGAACUUACGCAUUGUUUACAAAUUAUUCACCUUUACAAAAAUGAAGAAGAAAUACCAACAAAUUUAAUCGAUAACGUCAAGUUUCUUGAUAAACAAUAUCCGAAACUAUGCGUCGAUUUAGUAAGUAGUAAAGAAGGACGGUCGAUAAGCCGUAAAAUCGGCUCCUACUCAGAUAAUUAUUUUAUACUGGGAUUUGAUGUUCUUUCUCUCCGGCUUUAA
Didymodactylos carnosus is the source of this 1989-nucleotide messenger RNA. The record is from the annotation of a GenBank genome assembly. Lineage: Eukaryota; Metazoa; Rotifera; Eurotatoria; Philodinida; Philodinidae.